AUGGUUUCUGACUUUUUCUUCCCAAAUACUGGUGGUGUAGAAAGUCACAUAUACCAACUUUCACAGUGCCUUAUUGAAAGAGGACAUAAAGUGAUUGUUAUAACACAUGCUUAUGGAAAAAGAUGUGGAAUUAGACACAUGACAAAUUACCUGAAAGUUUAUUAUUUACCUUUUAUGCCCUUUUAUAAUCAGUGUAUUCUACCAUGUUUGUACCCAACGUUACCACUAAUAAGAGAUAUAUUGACUUCAUAUGAUUUUAAAGGUACUAUGUCAAGUAGAGUGACUUCAUAUGAUUUUAAAGGUACUAUGUCAAGUAGAGCAUUUUCCACUCUAGGACAUGAUGCAAUGUUCCAUGCAAGACUGAUGGGUAUAAAGACAGUAUUCACAGAUCAUUCAUUAUUUGGUUUUGCUGAUGCCAGUUCUAUACUUACUAAUAAGAUACUAAGGAUUGUACUAUCAGGUGUGAAUCACGUCAUUUGUGUAUCCCAUACAAGCAAAGAAAACACUGUUUUAAGAGCUAGCAUAAACCCAUCCAUGGUGUCUGUUAUUUCCAAUGCAGUAGAUGCGACUAUUUUCACACCAGAUGUUACAAAGCGAAGUCAGAUAAAAGUGAGUAGUACUGUUGUUAUUGUGAUUGUAAGUCGUCUAGUGUACAGAAAAGGAAUGGAUUUAUUGGCCGGGAUCAUUCCAGAAAUAUGCUCAAUGCACCCUGAUGUUGAUUUCCUAAUAGGUGGAGAUGGUCCAAAGAGAAUAUUAUUGGAGGAAAUAAGAGAGAAAUAUCAACUACAUGAACGGGUUACAUUUCUAGGUGCAGUAGAACAUAGUGAUGUCCGAAAUGUUUUAAAUCGAGGUGAUAUCUUUAUCAACACAUCAUUAACAGAAGCUUUCUGCAUUGCUAUUGUAGAGGCAGCCUGCUGUGGACUUCAGGUUGUUAGUACUAAAGUUGGUGGUUUACCUGAAGUACUGCCAGAAGAGCUUAUAUUACUUGCAGAACCAACAGUGCAAGAUUUAGUGUACUCAUUGAACAAAGCCAUAACAAAAAAGAGGACUGGAAAGAUGUUGCAUCCUGAUGUUGUACACAGUCAAGUUAAACAAUUUUAUACAUGGCAGAAUGUAGCAUACAGAACAGAAAAGGUAUACAACAGAAUAAUAGAAGACAGAGUUCCAGAUACAGCUGAGAAAAUAUUUUGUUAUUAUAAAGUUGGACCUGUUGCUGGUAAAAUUGGAGUAUUCCUAGCAAUUCUUAAUUAUCUGUUGUUAUGUGUACUUGAAUGGCUACGACCACGAAAGCAUAUUGACUUGACAGAAAGUGGUAUAUAUAGAAGGUCUGUAUGGAAAUCAUCGGAAUCUGAAAAUGUUACCAGUUGAACCAGAAUAUGAAAUUACAUUGUUUAGAUUUGAAAUACUGUCAUGUAGUUUUUGGAGUACUUUAACGAUCAUUUUAUUAUUAUACAUCUACUCAGUCUCUCUAUAGUGGGACUGUAAUGGACACCGUAGAAGCCGCAUCUCUAAUAGAAGUCUCACCCAUUCUUUUUGAAUAAUUCAUCAUUUCUCAUAUUUAUAGAUGCUCUAAUAGAAGCCGCAUCCCCUCUGUUGCAUUUUACUAUUUUAAUAGAAGCUGCGGCUUCUAAUACAGAUAUUACAGUACACAAAUUUACAUAUCUGC
Saccoglossus kowalevskii is the source of this 1666-nucleotide messenger RNA. Its product is annotated as phosphatidylinositol N-acetylglucosaminyltransferase subunit A-like. NCBI's taxonomy places the organism in Eukaryota, Metazoa, Hemichordata, Enteropneusta, Harrimaniidae. Gene Ontology annotation, biological process: GPI anchor biosynthetic process. Gene Ontology annotation, molecular function: phosphatidylinositol N-acetylglucosaminyltransferase activity. The record is from RefSeq and is a predicted model, not a curated record. Gene Ontology annotation, cellular component: glycosylphosphatidylinositol-N-acetylglucosaminyltransferase (GPI-GnT) complex.